This is a messenger RNA of Phaedon cochleariae (mustard beetle), 2513 nucleotides long. The record is from the annotation of a GenBank genome assembly. NCBI's taxonomy places the organism in Eukaryota, Metazoa, Arthropoda, Insecta, Coleoptera, Chrysomelidae.
CAAAACGCUCGAACCCAUUAUCCAUUAUUUUCUAUUUCUCGAUCAUAUGACAUCAUAAACUCGACUUUUUUUUUGAUGAAAAACUUAAGCUCAUAUUUUGAAAACGGCACGGUAAAAGCAUUCAGAUUCACCACCAAAGACGUGUCGCACUCCCAUUUCGAUCCGCCACUAAAUAUGCUACUAACCUAACCUAACCUGAAAAAAGUUGAAACCAACAAGAGAUCUAUAAUAUAUGCCUCAUAUCAAUAUUACAUAAUAUUAUAUUCCACAGAAAAUAUCGAAAUUCUCCUGCUGAAAGCUCUCAAACUUGACAAGAAUGCUCUAUAUCCUUCUCUUGUUGCCUUAGAAAAGAGUUUGAAAUUUUCAUCUAAUGUGGAAGGAUGCAACGAGAGAGACAGGGCAGUGAACAGAAAAUACAAAAAUACCUGAAAAAGUAGGGUCACAUUGAUUUUCUUUAGGCUACGAUUAGUUCCGACACCUUCAAGGUAUACAAAAAAUACUGUUCAUUCCAAACUUCUAGGUUUCCGACCCUCUCUGAAAUUUCGAUUAUUUCAUCAGAAGUAACUAUUGGGAGUGACUGACAACAGGAGAAUUUCAGUUGUCUUUUCAAUCUCAUAGUCUCUGAACAAAUCAAUAAUUUUUAUAUUAAUGUGAAACGUGGGCAUGUAUGUAUGUACCUAUCUUUUAUAACAUUCUGGACUACAAGGUGAUGAACACAGUGAAAAUAAGUUCAAAAAGAAACAACUAAUACAAAUCAGCAAACGUGCUGAUGAACAACAAUUAUUAUCGUAUAACAAUAUUUUUAAACGACAGUUUUUAUGUAACUCUCAAGUACAGAUGAACACAUUAAGAAUGAAUAUUCUAUAAUACAAUAAUACACUGAUUCGCGGAAAAUACUAAUUUCAGAUGCUUCAAAAUAUGUCCCUACCUCUGCAGGUCCUCCCCAUAUAUAACUUCAGAUGCUUUCACUAAGUUUUUACUGCCGCUAUGAAAAGAUAAAUUACCUCAGUUGUGUCGCGCUUAGAAUUUUGUCAUUUUCAAAAAUGUGUACUGUGCUGAUUUUCGUUUUUAUUGCUGCAGCUAGUUGCGAAUUCGUCAAAAAUGAAACUUUCGAAACUCCCGAAUAUAUACUGCCUUGUCACAAAGCGGACCCGAACAUUAACAAGUGUCUAGCCAAAACAUUCAACCACCUCCGGCCCUACUUGAAAGAGGGGAUAAAAGAGUUAGACGUCCCGAGCAUUGAUCCACUCAUUAUUGAAAAUCUGCUCAUGGAAAAUGGACGAGGAGCUUUUCGAAUCAAAGCUGCUUUUUACAACAUUUCCACGAAUGGAGCAAGCAAUUACAGCGUGGGAAGCAUCAAAACCGAUCUCGACAACUACAUUAUCGAAUUAGGUGUCAUUUUACCAAGGCUCGAAGUAAAAGGAAAAUAUGAUGUCAAUGGAAAUGUUCUAUUAUUCCCAGUAAAAACACGAGGUGAUUUCUGGGCUGUUUUUUUGGAUGUUCAAGGAGCAGCCAAAAUUUUUGGCAAAGAAUUUCAGAACAAUGAAAAUGUGAGAUUCAUGAAAGUUGACAAAAUAAUGAUAGAUUUUCGACUGAAAAAAAGUCGUUUCCGAAUAAAAGAUGUAGUGAAUCAUGGAAAUGUGAUAGGAGAGGCCAUGAAUCAAUUCCUGAAUAACAAUGCCAAUGAAUUGAUCAGCGAGAUGAAACCUGCAGCAAACGCAGCGAUUGCGAAGCAUUUUAAGGGGUUCCUGAAUGGCGCUUUCACCAAAUUACCACUAAAAGUAUGGCUACCUGAUGCGUGAUUCCUGAAAAUUCAAAUUUGUAGAAAAAUUCACGAUUAUCUAGGCACGGGUAUGAAUUAUGAUGACGAUGAGUAGGUAGCUUGGUCGUACAAGUUACAAGAACAAAAAAUAUUGUUUUUGCAGAUAGCACGAUUUAUUGGGAUAAUACGAGUAUAAAUCACGAAAUUUCUCUGGUAAAAUUAUUGAUUUCGUAAUCAAUCAUGAUCUGAUUCUAAGACUAUAGGAAAUAAAACGAGUAUGAAUAUUACUUUACACAAACAUAAUAUUUUUAGUGUAUAUUGUAUCGUAUUCGAGGAUGUAUGAUAUAUAUAGUUAUAGACAUCAAUCAAAAACCGUACCUCAUAUAUAAUUCACCUCAAUUCUAUAUUGUAUUCAUCAAGAAAUCAAACUGGCGAUGAACUUAUAAUGUCUUCGAAACGUACGUAUAUGCCACCAUAUCAGCCGGAUUUGAAUUCCGAUUGAUAUACGUAUACCCUAAAUACAGGGUGUCCGGAAAGGUGGAUGUCGUAAAUGAAAGGGCUGAUAGAGUGAGCCAAAAUAAUGUUACUACUUCAUAGAAGAGAAUUUCUAUCGCGCUUCGUUACGGAGUUAUUGACUUAGUUAGGAUGAAAACAUGAUUUUUAUGUAGUCGCGGUAGUCAAGGUCACAUCAUAUGACGUUGCGAUGACAUGAGAACUACGAGAAAACAGUCCUAACUCCUGGCUUAGAUUG